GUACGUACGGAACAGCGUCAGCAUGAGCGCCAACAAAAUCUUCCUGCGCUACUACCCGCCAGGUCUGGCCAUUAGUUACCGCACGGCGAAGGGCAGUGACCGAGUGCGUCACUUUGAUCUGCUUGACCUAGAUGCCAAAACAAACAUUGAGCCGCUGGCUGACAAGAUCCUCCUCCAGACACUAGCCGAGGCGGAGGAAGAGCCGUCGGAGGAAGACCACGACCAGGCGUCACCCUGCCUUCCCGCGAGUGGCAGCGUGACCAGUUCCCAAAACACAUUCAGCGCCCUGAAGCUGGCGCUGGACAAGCUACAGCAGAAGCUGCGGGAGCCCAUCAAGAAGAAAUUCUACCAGCACAAGUGCCACACCUCGCACAUCCUGCCGCUGACCAACGUGUGCUUUGACCGAAGUGGGGAACGGUGCCUCACGGGCAGCUACGAUCGCACCUGCCACGUGAUCGAUACCCAGACGGCCGAAGUGGAGCACAUCCUGACCGGACACGAUAAUGUGGUCUUCUCCGUUGGCUUCAACGCGCCGCGAUGGUAGGUAUUGGUCCCGCGAUGACUCUCUGGCCUCCAUUGUGCACUUUCAAUAUAUUGCAGCGACAAGAUCGUGACCGGCUCUUUUGAUUGCACCGCGAAGGUCUGGUCUGCCAGCAGCGGGCAGUGCCUCUGCACCUUGUUUGGCCACACAGCCGAGCUGGUGGCAACCGAGUUCCAUCCACUGCAUGGCGAGGCCAUUGCCACAGCCUCCAUGGACGGCACGGCACGCAUAUAUGAUGUGGAAACGGCCCACGAGCUGCACCAGCUUGCCCACCACGGGGCCGAGGUUAUUGCCGCCCGCUACAAUCGCGAUGGGCAGAUGUUGCUGACGGGCUCCUUUGACCACACUGCAGGCAUCUGGGAUACACGCACCAAGAGCUGCUGCCAUCAAUUGCGGGGCCACAGCGCCGAGCUCUCGAACUGCGUGUGGAACUUCAGUGGACUGCUGAUUGCCACGGGCUCCCUGGACCACACGGCUCGGCUUUGGGACAUUCGCCGACUGGAUCAGGAGCUGCACCUGGUCUCCAAGCACAGCGACGAGGUGCUGGACGUGGCCUUCGAUGCGGCGGGCAGACUUCUAGCCACCUGCAGCAGCGACUGCACGGCGAGGGUCUGGGCCCUGGACGGGUCAGCUGCCUCCGAGCAGUUGGAGAUGCUGUCGCUGAUGGCGGGGCACAGUGAUGAGGUGUCCAAGGUGUGCUUCAGCCCCAGCGGAUGCAUGCUCCUCACCGCCUCAGCGGACAACACGGCCCGUCUGUGGCUGACCGAGUCGGGCCACUGCUCCCAGGUGCUGGCCGGACACGAGGCCGAGGUCUUCAGCUGUGCCUACAGCUAUGCGGGCGACGCGAUCCUGACGGCGUCCAAGGACAAUACAUGCCGCUUCUGGAGGUGAUACGACUGGUACACGGUGCAGCUAAACGAAGAGUAGUUCCCAUUAGCUCCCCAAAUGGGAAUACCAAUAAGUCCGGACAGAUCGCAGUGGGUUUUUCUUGUAUCAACAUUUACUACAAACUCGAGCGUAAUUUUGCUUUUCUCUCUCAAGGUUCCAUCAUCAACUUGCUUAUAAAUUAAUAGUUCUUAGCUUUCAUUCUCGUUUCUUUCAGAUCGGACAUUAUUGUGGGGUUUCUUUCUUUUGUUUUUUUUGUUUUUGUAAAUUUUCUUAAUCGUUUUC
Messenger RNA from Drosophila persimilis, 1711 nucleotides. RefSeq names its product dynein assembly factor with WDR repeat domains 1. Gene Ontology annotation, molecular function: protein binding; U6 snRNA binding; U4 snRNA binding. Gene Ontology annotation, biological process: mRNA splicing, via spliceosome. The record is from RefSeq and is a predicted model, not a curated record. Lineage: Eukaryota; Metazoa; Arthropoda; Insecta; Diptera; Drosophilidae. The transcript is spliced from 4 exons. Gene Ontology annotation, cellular component: U4/U6 x U5 tri-snRNP complex.